AUGCCUCCGGAUUACAACUCGGCCGCCCAGGCCCUUGCUCUGUCUCCAGGCGGCGGCUCCUCUCCCUCGCAGACCCGGCCGCCCUGGUCUGCCACAUCGUCCAGCCGCCGUCUAUCGAAUCCGCUCAUCAGCCGUCGUCGCGCAAGCAGUAGUUAUGCUGGCGGCGGGAAAGCUAGCUUUGUGCGUCGCAUUUGGGGCUCGGUCAAUUUGCUUGGAGAGCAAGUUCUGAAGGUAUAUUUGCGCUUGUCGCCCCUCCAAAGAGUCCUUGCUCUCGCAGGUGUCGUGGCUGUGGGAAUACUCGGCAUUUUGGCAAUAAUAUACUCGCAUGUCUUCUUCAAGUGGCUCGAGCCAAAGGCUGAAGCAUGGCGUGCCCUCCCGGGCGGUUGGAUUUUAGCCUUCCUUCUCGUCUUUGUCACUUCUUUCCCGCCUAUUGUUGGGUACUCGACUGCCAGUACCAUUGCAGGCUUCGUGUAUGGAUUCCCCCUGGGCUGGCCCAUUGUGGCAUCGGGAUGCACGGCUGGCGCUCUCUGCGCGUUCCUUGCCAGCAGGACUAUUUUGAGCGGCUAUGUUGAUCGCAUGGUUGGUCAGGACCACCGUUUUGUUGCUUUGGGCCAAGUCUUGCGUCAGGAGGGACUUUGGUAUCUUACCGGUAUUCGUUUCUGUCCACUGCCAUUCAGUCUGAGCAAUGGUUUUCUCGCUACGAUCCCUAGCAUCACGCCGCUAGCGUUUACUAUCUCUACAGCUCUGUCAAGUCCCAAGUUGCUUGUUCACGUUUUUAUUGGUAGCCGUCUCGCUCUCCUCGCCGAGAAAGGCGAUAAGAUGUCUGCCGGCAGCAAAGCUAUCAACUACCUGAGCAUGAUACUUGGUGGCGCCGUUGGUCUUAUUGUAGGCCUUAUCAUUUACAGGCGCACUAUGGCCAGAGCUGAAGAGCUUGCUCGACAAGAAGGUUUAGACCCAGCCGGCACGUCUGCGGAAGAAGGUGAAGCUGGCUACGCGGAUUCCGACAACUCGCCUCUCAUGGACCCUGAAGAUGCAGCUGUUCUUAUGUCGGAUGACGACAUCUCGCUGUGGGAGAGAGAUGAUACUGAGGGCAGGUAUCAUGACGAAGAUGAUGAAGAUGAAGGUACAAAUAAGAGAGGGAACCAAAGGGCUUAA
Fusarium coffeatum is the source of this 1155-nucleotide messenger RNA. RefSeq lists its product as uncharacterized. The transcript has 2 exons. Gene Ontology annotation, biological process: mitotic spindle elongation; vesicle-mediated transport. Bases 1 to 1155 code for a protein of 384 amino acids. Lineage: Eukaryota; Fungi; Ascomycota; Sordariomycetes; Hypocreales; Nectriaceae. Gene Ontology annotation, cellular component: Golgi membrane. The record is from RefSeq and is a predicted model, not a curated record.